Messenger RNA from Acaromyces ingoldii, 3312 nucleotides. RefSeq lists its product as hypothetical. Gene Ontology annotation, cellular component: endoplasmic reticulum. Bases 99 to 3215 code for a protein of 1038 amino acids. The transcript is spliced from 11 exons. The record is from RefSeq and is a predicted model, not a curated record. Lineage: Eukaryota; Fungi; Basidiomycota; Exobasidiomycetes; Exobasidiales; Cryptobasidiaceae. Gene Ontology annotation, biological process: fungal-type cell wall organization; GPI anchor biosynthetic process.
UCGCAGAUUGCCGCCGCCGCCGCUGUUGCUGCCGCUGUUGUCGCCGCCGCCGCCGCCGCCGCUGGCCAGCGAAACACCAUCAUCCCAAUUGCGCCACGAUGCCGUCAGACAUCGACAGGCGGCCGCGGCCGCCCCCACUGAUCACGAUCUCUGGCGCCGUCGUCUCUUAUAUCCACACCAUCUUUGGCUUCCUGGCCUUUGGCAGUGCCCUUGCCAUGGGCCUCUCGCUGCACUACAAAAAGAUUGUCAAAAACGGCGUCGCCGGCUGGCCAGAUGAGUUCUGGCCCAGCGUCAGCGCAACAAUUGGCGACUGGUACCCGGAGCGCAACCUGUUCCAGAUUGGGAUUGCUCUCAUGUCGGGACCACGUUUCAUGCUCGUUAUGCUUUCCUCGCUUCUUGUCUCGCUUUCCAACCCGAGGUCCUACCAUUCGCGCAUCCUUCUAGUGGUCGGCGCUUUGAGAACCAUCGCCUGCGGCGGGUGGGUCUACGUUACGUCGAGCGACGAUCACGACGUUCACGACAUCGCCAUGGCACUCUACUUGAUCCUGACGCCCCCAUGGAUGUACAUAACGAGCGGCAGUCUGGCCACGCAGCCCAAUAAGGAGCAGCUUUCAAACGCAUCUCAAAACGACGCGCUGGCAGAUCGGGCAAAGAAGAUGCGAAGGUGGGCCUCUGGCCUCUUCUUCGGCAUGAUGCCCUUCAUGGUGCACUUUUUCUAUCGUCACAAGGUCUUGGAGAUUCCAGGCGCCUACACCCAGUACGCAUUCUUUGAAUGGGGCCUUAUCAUAUUCGAUCUUCUCUUCGACUGCGCCUCAAUGUGGGACUUGUCCCGGCUCGAGAUCCACAUAGUCGAGGCACGGAGCCCGGCGGGUCCCAUGGGCAGCGCUGGCGACGGAGGGAGCUCUCUUUGGGGCGGUGCCUGGGCGCUCGGUGGGACAUACAAAGCCGUGUCGACUGGUGCAUGGAGCACGAUUCCUCCCGAGCCGCCUCUCGCAUCAUCUGUCAAAGAUCACGCUAUGGAUGACGGAGAACCCCCCUUGGCAAAAGACGCUGUCGCAUACCUUUCCGAAUGCUACAUUGCCCUCUGCUGGUGGACGACGCUUACGGCGCUUCACCCCCAAAUAUUCUUCUUCAGCGUUUACAACAUGGGUGUUGGCGGUCACGAAGUCCUUCUCGUGAUACAAGUUCUGGGAUUGGCAGCCACGUUCCUCCCGUUCGUUCGAAGGGCGCUCAUCGAUGAGAGCCGACCUGACUCGCCAUUCGUCGGCAGCAUUGAUACCCGAAUCGUUGCCAUUCUCUACGCCCUCUCCUUGACUGGCAUGUGUGUCUGGAAAGUCGACGACCAGCUCGUACGCCUGCUUGGCACAGCACUGGGGGCUCUGAGCUUCGCGAUUCUCAGCGCACUCGAGUGGUCUCACGCAUGGGAGACGUCUCAGGUCGAGAGGAAGGCUACUGCGUGGAUCGUCGGCUUGCUCUUUUCAAGUUUGGCAAAGUACGCAAAUCACAGCAACAAUCCUUUCUGGCCCUUUCUCAACGGUACAAAUGGGGGUCUCAAUGCACUAGGUCUCAUCCUAGCUGCUGCUGCAGCCUCCGAAAGAGUGACGACACACGCUGCGAGCAAGAGCCGGCCGCUUCCCAUGCUCGCGCGUUCACGCCACUCACUGGCGAGCGCUUGGGCCGCGUCGCUUUCGUUGGGAGCCCUCAUCUUUGCCUUUCAUGUCCACCUCUCCGACUCUGGAUCACUCAUUGCAUGGACGUGGACCGGCUUCCCAAUUGAAGGACCGACUGCAAUUUUAAAUGGGCGCCAUUUCUUAUCCGUCUCGGCCGUCUCGACACUCGUCUCCCUUGUGGUGCCCACCAUGGCCACCAACCCGCUGUUCCACAUCUUGGGCUACGCUUCUACUUACGUUGUCUUGCGAUAUGAAGCCUGGCGCGGGUUUGUGGGAGCGCUUGGAGUCGCCUUCUUUCUUCCGCCACUUACGGUCCCCAUCUUACGUCUGGCUGGCCGUCAUCACCCUCUCAAGAUCAUGCUCGGCGCCUGGCUUGUGGCCGAUCUCUUAGCCUUUCUCCAAGUCUUAACGGUGGCAUAUGCUUUCCUUCCAGGGGCCAUGGUGAUGCGAGAGCAUACAGGCGCUAUGAUGGUGGUGCAGCUGACUUUCCUCACCAUCGGUCUACUAUUUUCGCGCAAGGAAGGACUCGUCGACCCGGCAGCGAGGGCUUCGCCUGCGCGAAUCAAGCGGCUUGCAUAUCUCACCGUACCUCUCCUCGUCGCCCUCAGUCUUGCAGCUAGAAUGGUCCCCUCUGCUCGUUCCGUGCCGCCCAGCGCCAUAACGCCCUAUCAUUCAUCGGAGGAUCGAGUCGUCACUGCUGGCAUUUGGACGGUGCACUUUUCCCUGGAUCAGGGAAUGUGGGACAGCACCCGCCGCAUUUCGAAUCUUGUUCGAGACGUGGAGCUCGAUAUCGUUGGCCUCCUCGAGACAGAUUUACACAGGACUGUGUUUGGCAACCGCGAUAUGUCCCAAUUCCUCGCUGAGGACCUGGGCAUGUAUGCCGACAUUGGUCCUGGGCCCGACAAGCACACAUGGGGUGCGAUUCUGCUGAGUAAAUUCCCCAUCAUCAAUUCGACACACCACCUUCUCCCAUCGCCUCAUGGCGAACUAGCGCCGGCCAUCCACGCUGUACUCGACAUCUGGGGAGUCCAUACACACGUCGUGGUGAGCCACAACGGCCAGGAAGAAGAUCCCCUGGAUCGGGAGCUACAAACGACGGAAUUGGCAAGGAUUCUGCGCGAAGCCUACCCACACCCAGCCAUCUUCCUCGGUUACGUUGUUACGAAGCCCCAUGCGCCGAGGCCCAAUCCAUACGACAUCCUUUUCAACGAUGGCAAGAUCCAAGAUGUGGACCCUUCAGACUGGAAUCGAUGGUGCGAGUACAUUGGAUUCCGGGCGCUCGAGCGGAUCGGAUAUGUUCGUGUCAGUCGGUAUACCGUAUCGGACACAGAGCUGCAGACGGUCAAGCUACUCGUCCCGCCAGUGGGACAAGCCGUCGAUCCGGAUCGGGAUGUUCGACCGGUGGAGAUAGAUAAUUCGACCGUGCCAGCAUCAUGGCAGUACCCUCACAGGUUCAUAGAUCCACCAGCUAUGGUCUACAACAAACACAAGUACUCGCCGCAUUACUAUCCCAAGUACUUUGCUCCUCAUGCUCCGCCCACGUGAGACAAAGCCAUGAAUUGUACAGUACACGAUUCAAAAUUUGAGAGAUGUGCCAUAUCGGAGGGCUGUGAAAGGGACGCGGCGGCCUUGUAUUGCAGUC